Molecule: messenger RNA, 678 nt
Organism: Recurvomyces mirabilis
Lineage: Eukaryota; Fungi; Ascomycota; Dothideomycetes; Mycosphaerellales; Teratosphaeriaceae
Exons: 2
Coding region: 1-678 (225 amino acids)
Source: RefSeq, a predicted model, not a curated record
AUGGCCAACAUGGUCCCAGAAGGCUUCGCUGCAUACGCUGGUAUGAAGCGCCACCGUGACAGAGAUGAUGAUGGCACCGGUCCUGCUUUCGACGGUCUGUACAGCAAGAAAAUCCGACCGACCAUCAACCCUUCCGAGGAAGCCGGGCACUACGAUUCUGUCUUGAGCACGCCUACGAAUAUUACCCACCGGCCCAAAUACGACAGCGAUGAUCAGUCUUCUAUGGUCUCGGAGCCGGGCAGUCCGCAGGAUUAUGCUGAAUCGCAUUCUUCGGGCGAUGACAUGGAUGUCGAGAUGGAGAGUGCACUGUUCUCGCCCGCUGCCUCGUCGUCUUCGUUCUCCCCAAGACCUCGGGCUCCACCAAGCAGUAGCCCGUGGCGUGAGCGUGUACAAGGUGGUAGAGAUCGAGUCGCCACGCCGUUUGGACUAAGCGCAGCACGGCCGGCUUCACGAGCACUGCAGGUGCGGACUGGAGCUAAGACUGCAACGAAUCAUAUUCGAUCACGACAUCCGCAGGAAAACACGACUAUCACCACUUCCGUGGCCACAGUCUCAGAUCAUCUAGAAGUACCGUCUCCUAUAGACGAAGACGAAGCCCGUACACCACCCUCGGCAGCAGAUGUUACCGGUUCGCAACUGUCGAUGCUUAGUGACCAGGAUUGGGAAGCCAGCAUAUGA